AUGAGUUCUGGAAAAAGCACUAGCGUGGAUCCACGAGAACAAGAUAGCCUAUUACAAGAAGGAACAAUGUCGUCUUCUUUUUCAGAUGGUUAUUCAAAUCCUGUUAUUACAAACACAUCCAAUUCCAAAAAAUCAGAGGUCAUUGAAAGCUUUCAAAACACUGACAUUUUGAUACGGUUUGGCCAAGACCCAGACUCGUCUGACAAUGACCCAGUUGCCGAGUUCUUGUACAAUAAGUACAUGGAAAUGAGUUCUAAUGAAGCUAUUGAGAUUUUGAGAGAAACUAUUAAACAUCACGAUGACGAUCUUAAUUUCCCACAAACUGUUAUGGAUAAAAUUGAAAACUUGGUCAAUUAUGGACCAGCAGCCAUAAAUGGAGACGAGGAAGGGUUUAUUCGUGAAGCCAAGAUUGAGGCUACAUUGAUUUACUGGUAUUCUCCAUACCCAGAAGUACGAGCUGUCACUGUCCCAUUUGAUGAUACUGAGGAGCCUUGUGAUACACCCCGUGCAUAUUUGCUGGGUCUUGUGUGGGCCGUUGUUGGUACUGGCGUUAAUCAGUUUUUUGGCCCACGCCAGCCCAGCAUUGCCAUUGCUGCUGGUGUUCUUCAAAUAAUCAUCAUGCCAUGUGGUAGAUUGCUUCAGUAUACUUUACCUGACUGGGGUGUAAUUAUACGAGGACGCAGGUUCUCUCUUAACCCAGGCCCUUGGUCUUACAAAGAACAAAUGUUCACGACAGUGUUGGUGAAUUGCACUGUUCGAGGGGCUUAUGCUGCCAAUCUCAAUAUCAUUGCAGAGAAACUUCCACUUUUCUAUAACAACACAUGGGCUAGUGCUGGAUACCAAUUUCUACUGGUUUUUUCAACCCAGUUUAUGGGAUUUGGAUUUGCAGGUAUUAUGCGCCGUCUUAUUGUAUACCCUGUGCGCACUGUUUGUCCUACCAUGUUGCCCAUGCUGGCUCUCAAUAGAGCAUUGGCAUCUAAAGAGCCCAAAAAACGCAUCCAUGGAUGGUCUCUUAGUCGGUAUCAGUUUUUCUUAAUUACUUUUGCUAUUUCAUUCUUGUAUUUUUGGGUUCCAAAUUAUCUUUUUACAGCUCUGAGUACUUUUUCUUGGAUGACAUGGAUUGCUCCUAAUAAUUACAACUUGGCCACAAUUACUGGUUCCCUUUCAGGCUUGGGUAUAAAUCCUAUUCCCACAUUUGAUUGGACUGUCAUCAACUACAAUAAUCCGCUUAUGCUUCCAUUUUACGCCUUUGUAAGCCAAUAUAUUGGUGUUAUAAUUUCCGGGUGUGUCUUGAUUCCUGCUCUUUUUUGGACAAAUUAUAAGUGGACAGCUUUUUUCCCCAUUAAUUCCAAUCGAGUUUUUGCAAAUGAUGGUAGUGUAUACGAUGUACGUAAAGUUUUGACCAAUGGUCUACUUGAUGUUUCUAAAUACCAAGAAUAUUCGCCACCAUUCUUCACUGCAGCAAAUCUGGUUGUUCAUGGUGCUAAUUUCACGCUCUAUCCAUUUGCAAUCAUAUACUGUUUCAUAACUGAUUGGGAAACCAUUAAAAAAAGUGGCCAAGAAAUAUUGGAAACAUUGAAAAAUCCCAAGAGAUCAAACUAUGCUAGCUACAAGGAUGUUCACAGCCAAAUGAUGUCAAAAUAUAAGGAGGUUCCUGACUGGUGGUUUUUGAUUUUGUUGUUGGCAGCAUUAGGCAUGGGUAUUGGAAUGGUAAAGGGGUAUCCAACCCAUACGCCAGUAUGGGGUAUUUUCUUUGCAAUGGGGCUCAAUAUUGUAUUCCUGGUUCCUAUAACACUUGUUUAUGCUCUCACUGGGUUUGCAUUUGGCCUUGAUAUUUUGGUAGAGCUUAUCAUUGGGUACGCAAUUCCAGGAAAUGGUACAGCCAUCAACAUUCUCAAGGCAUAUGGGUAUAACAUUGAUGGGCAAGCUCAAAAUUAUUUGACAGACCUUAAAAUGGGACAUUACGCAAAGCUACCACCUCGAGCCAUGUUCCGUGGCCAAGUCACAGCAACGAUUUUCCAGGUUCUUGUAGCUGUUGGUGUGGUCAAUUGGCAAUUAUCAAACGUUGACCAGUUUUGUACACCCGAGCAACCUCAACGGUUUACAUGUCCUGUGGCCAACAGUUUCUUUUCGGCAUCGGUUUUUUGGGGUGUAAUUGGGCCCAGACGAAUCUUUGACGGAUUGUAUCCAGUUUUGCGGUGGUGUUUUUUGAUAGGAGGGUUGCUACCGUUUCCAAUUGCGUUUUUGCGGCGCCGGUUCCCACGAUACACAAGAUAUGUGCACCCGACCUUGAUUCUAGGUGGCAUGCUUGGAUAUGCACCUUAUAAUUUGAGUUACUUUACAGGAGGGCUUUACUUUGCUGUACUGUUUAACUAUUACCUGAGAACCCGGUAUCAAUUGUGGUGGGAGAAGUACAACUAUGUACUUUCCGCGUCUUUGACGACUGGGGUGGCAUUGUCGGCCAUCAUCAUUUUCUUUUCGGUUCAAUAUCACGACAAAAAGCUGGUAUGGUGGGGUAACACAGUGGCGAGCUCUGGCCUGGACGCUGCAGCCAAACCCAGAUUGACCAUUCCUACUGGGAGUAUUGUUGGGCCAGCCAAAGGCCAGUAUCCGUAA
Messenger RNA from Magnusiomyces paraingens, 2616 nucleotides. RefSeq lists its product as uncharacterized. Gene Ontology annotation, biological process: transmembrane transport. The transcript has a single exon. The record is from RefSeq and is a predicted model, not a curated record. Lineage: Eukaryota; Fungi; Ascomycota; Dipodascomycetes; Dipodascales; Dipodascaceae. The coding region runs from base 1 to 2616 and encodes 871 amino acids. Gene Ontology annotation, molecular function: oligopeptide transmembrane transporter activity.